Molecule: messenger RNA, 447 nt
Organism: Notodromas monacha
Lineage: Eukaryota; Metazoa; Arthropoda; Ostracoda; Podocopida; Cyprididae
Source: the annotation of a GenBank genome assembly
AUGUGCGUUUGCGCUUUUUUUCCUUUGCGUCAGCGGCAGUCCGAUGAGGACUGGUUCGACGGCGACUCUUCAGAGGACGAUGUGAUUUUUGAUGCGAUGAUGCCGCAAGACGAAGAUGACGAAACCCCUAUGGAGUUAGACGCCAAUCUAAAACUCCGAUCUCGUAACCCCGGAAACCAAUUCACUAGUGACUCUUCGCAGAGUGUUUUGUCUGCUGGUUUUGCCGAUACCCGAAUACCAAAAGAAACUGAACCCAUGUCGUGCUUGCGAUGUGGUGAGGCAGAUGGAGAGAUGUCACUAGAGCACCCGGACGUUCUGCACCAGUGCGUGUGCAGGGCGUGUGCCGAAUAUCUCGCCUCUCUGCCGAAAUACCGACGCAAGUGCCCGAUGUGUGGUCGGAGGUUCAAGAACUUCGUUAAGGUUUACGUAGCCUCAUGUGGUAGUUGA